AUGGAGGGGAAUUAUGAUGAGUCAAAGGUGACAAUGGCUGCUAUAAUUGCAUGGGCAAUAUGGAGUAAUAGGAAUGAAGUGUGUAAUGGGGGUAGGGUUGUCCACGGGUCGGGCCGGUGGACUACUCGCUAUCUCAAGGAGUAUUAUGCAGCAAAUGAGCAACUAGCCAUAGUCCCAACUGCUCAAAUAACAAAUUGGAUACCUCCACCAACGAAUAGAUAUAAAAUCAAUGUUGAUGGGGUGGUUUUCAAGUCCCAGAAAAUAGCAGGAGUGGGUGUCAUGGUUCGGGAUUGCUGUGGUCAGGUAAUAGCAGCGUUAAGUAAGAAGAUAAAUGUACCUUUAGGGCCUUUGGAAACUGAGGCAAAGGCUGUUGAAGUAGGAGUUCAAUUUGCAAGAGACAUUGGUAUUCAAGACUGUAUCAUUGAAGGGGAUUCCUUGACAAUAUAUACUGCUCUUUAUGGUAACACCUCACCCCCAUCUACAGUGGCAGUAGUGGUAUCGAGUAUUAAAGUGUUGUGUGGAGCUAUACGUGGGGUGGAAUUUUCUCAUACUCAGAGACAAUGUAAUAGACCAGCGCACCUAUUAGCAAAGUAA
Messenger RNA from Quercus lobata, 594 nucleotides. RefSeq lists its product as uncharacterized. Bases 1 to 594 code for a protein of 197 amino acids. The record is from RefSeq and is a predicted model, not a curated record. Gene Ontology annotation, molecular function: nucleic acid binding; RNA-DNA hybrid ribonuclease activity. Lineage: Eukaryota; Viridiplantae; Streptophyta; Magnoliopsida; Fagales; Fagaceae. The transcript has 2 exons.